CGAGCCGCGAAUAUGGCGCUGUUCGAGCAGAUGCGAGCGAACGUGGGGAAACUGCUGCGGGGCAUCGACCGGUACAACCCCGAGAACCUGGCGACCCUGGAGCGCUACGUGGAGACGCAGGCCAAGGAAAACGCCUACGACCUGGAGGCCAACCUGGCCGUGCUGAAGCUGUACCAGUUCAACCCCGCCUUCUUCCAGACCGGGGUGACGGCGCAGAUCCUGCUCAAGGCGCUCACCAACCUCCCCCACACCGACUUCACCCUCUGCAAGUGCAUGAUCGACCAGGCCCACACCCUGUUGUGCCCCCCAGAGUCGCAGCUGAGGGUGUGGAUGAGCAAAUACGGGUGGACAGAGCCAGAGCCGGGGCGGAUCCUGAUCUCCAACCAGGAGGAGAACAUCAAACCCAAGAACAUCGUGGAGAAAAUCGACUUCGACAGUGUGUCAAGCAUCAUGGCAUCCUCUCUCUGAGCC
Molecule: messenger RNA, 471 nt
Organism: Sturnus vulgaris (Common starling)
Lineage: Eukaryota; Metazoa; Chordata; Aves; Passeriformes; Sturnidae
Source: RefSeq, a predicted model, not a curated record